Molecule: messenger RNA, 3402 nt
Organism: Lactuca sativa (garden lettuce)
Lineage: Eukaryota; Viridiplantae; Streptophyta; Magnoliopsida; Asterales; Asteraceae
Product: putative LRR receptor-like serine/threonine-protein kinase At1g07650
Biological process (GO): protein phosphorylation
Molecular function (GO): protein kinase activity; protein binding; ATP binding
Source: RefSeq, a predicted model, not a curated record
CAUUUGUGGUCUUGGAUGGCUCCUUUCUUCAUAGUUAAUAGUGCGAGGAUUGUAAUUAUCUUUAAAGACAAAGUGCAUUCAAUAUUGCAAGCUAGCAACGUGUUUGAUCUUAUAUCACAGUGAAGACCAUAGGCAAAGUUGACUUGCAAUACGCUUAAGUAUUUACAGACAUUACAAGAAUUAAUCGUGUGACUGUAUCAGUUUAAAUGUUGAUAAUGUUCGAUCCAAGUUCAAUACUUUCAUGUAUUCUCACCUUCUUAUCUACAAUUCUUUUCUUUUUAGUAACUGGUAUUCAGGCACAAGCCAAAAUUCUUCCUCGAGAUGAAGUGAAUGCGCUUCGUGAAAUAGCUAAAGAAUUGGGAAAAGAAGAUUGGAAUUUUGACCUGAACACAUGUGAUGGAGAUCCCAGUUGGAACACAAAUGUACAAGACCCAAGUUCUCAGUAUAACAACAGUGUUGUUUGUGAUUGCUCGUAUCCUGGCAGUGUUUGUCACGUUGUUGAGAUAUCUGUGAAGGGGCAGGAUCUUGCAGGAGUUCUUCCUCCAUCCCUAGCCAAGUUACCAAAUAUCAAGAUAAUUGAUUUAUCGUUUAAUUACCUAAAUGGCACCAUACCUCCUCAAUGGGCAUCAACAAAGCUGAAAUUCAUAUCUGCUACGGCUAAUCGCUUGACAGGGAGUAUUCCAACAUUUUUGGGCAACAUAACCUCACUUUUAUAUCUGGGACUGGAGAACAACAUGUUCUUUGGAGCUGUUCCUGCUGAGCUUGGAAAAUUAAAAAAUUUAACAUCUCUGGUCUUGAGUGCUAAUAAUCUCACUGGUAAAUUGCCGGAGGAGCUUAAUUCUCUGACCAAUUUGAUAGAACUCCGGAUAAGUAGCAACAACUUCAGUGGGAAAAUUCCAAACCUUGGAAACUGCACAAAACUUCAGAAAUUAGAGAUCCAAGGUAGUGGUCUAGAAGGACCAAUACCUGAAAGUCUUUACUUCUUGAGAAAUUUAACAGAACUACGAAUUUUUGAUUUAAGUGGAGAGGUCUCACGUUUUCCAAAUCUGAGUAGGUUGACAAGCUUGAAUAAGUUGAUGUUGAGAAGCUGUAAUAUAACUGGGAUUAUUCCUGGUUAUAUAUCGCAAAUGUUCAAUUUGAGACAUCUAGAUCUCAGUUUCAACAAUCUGAAUGGUGGUAUACCAGAUCUAAGUGAAUUGAAUCUUGAAAAAAUGUAUCUGACUGGUAACUCCCUAGACAACAGUUUUCCUACAUGGAUCACCGGUAAUCUUGUAGUAGAUCUUUCCUACAACAACUUCAGUAAAAACACUGUACCACGAGUUUGUGGUGAAUCACUGAACUUAUUCAGAAGCUACUCUAGUGGGAAUGACUCAGACCUUGGGAAAUGCCUUAGCACCCGUCCUUGCUUAAAGGACUACUAUUCAGUUCAUAUAAAUUGUGGAGGGCCACAAGUUACCAUUGGAAACAAGACUUAUGAAGCAGAUGAAGAUUCAGGUGGACCUGCAAAUUUUGUUCCUUCAAGUGAUCAUUGGGGAUAUAGUAACACAGGAAGCAUCUGGUCUGCGAAUGAAAGUGUUGCAAAUUAUAUUGAAACUAAUGCAUCUGUACUCACUAUGAAUGGCUAUGAACUUUAUAUGAAGGCUCGCCACACGCUCCUGUCUCUCACUUACUAUGGUCGUUGCUUAGCAAAUGGAAAGUAUACUGUGACUCUGCAUUUUGCUGAGAUAGUUUUUAGAGAUAAACAAUCUUACCAGAGUCUUGGAAGACGUGUUUUUGAUGUUUAUGUUCAGGGUGUAAACAUAUUGAAGAAUUUUGAUAUCAAGAUUGAAGCAGGCGGGGUUGAUAAGGAAGUACGUAAAACCUUAAAAGGCAUACGUGUUACUAAUAAGACAUUAGAAAUCCGGUUCCAGUAUGCUGGAAAAGGUACAACAGCUGUUCCAAUUAGAGGAGUGUAUGGCCCUUUGAUAUCUGCCAUUUCUAUGGAGGCUGUGCCACCCCUACGAAAAUGUUCUGCGUCCGCCACUGUAUUUGGGCUACAGAGGACUCUCUUUGGACCAGAGUUCAAGCCUCCAGCUAAAGGCAAAAAAUAUACAUUUGUCAUCAUUGGAGCGGUGGCUGCAUUGUUGUGCCUCAGUCUCAUAGUUCUUGGCAUUGCAUGGAAGGGGGGUUAUAUAGGGGACCAAAAUUCAAGAGAAAAAGACCUAAGAGGAUUGGAUCUGCAGACUGGUGCAUUUACAUAUAGACAAAUCAAGGCUGCCACUGACAAGUUUGCUGAUUCAAAUAAACUUGGCGAGGGUGGUUUUGGGUCGGUUUACAUGGGUACCCUAUUAGAUGGAACUCCAAUUGCUGUGAAGAAACUCUCUUCGAAAUCAAAGCAAGGAAAUCGUGAAUUUGUGAAUGAAAUAGGCAUGAUAGCUGGUAUACAACACCCAAAUGUUGUAAGGCUAUAUGGCUGUUGUGUGGAAGGCAACCACCUACUACUUGUGUAUGAGUACAUGGAGAAUAAUUCUCUAGCACAUGCUCUAUUCGAGCACAAUAACUCUAAGUUGGAAAGUGAUUGGCCUACAAGACAAAGAAUUUGUGUUGGCAUUGCAAAAGGCUUGACAUUCCUGCACAAGGAUUCGGUGCUCAAAAUGGUUCAUAGGGACAUCAAGGCUUCAAAUGUACUCUUGGAUGCUGACCUUACACCAAAGAUCUCAGAUUUUGGUUUGGCCAAACUCGAUGAAGAAAAAAACACUCACAUUACCACUAGAGUUGCUGGAACUAUAGGAUAUAUGGCACCAGAAUAUGCAUUAUGGGGCUACUUAAGCUACAAAGCAGAUGUAUACAGUUUUGGGGUUCUUGCUCUAGAAAUUGUUGCAGGAGAGAAUAAUAUUAAAUAUCGGCCAACUGAAGAUUAUUUUUGUCUUCUUGAUUGGGCCGUUGUUCUGAAACAAAAGGGGAGUUUGAUAGACUUGGUGGAUCCAAGAUUGGGCUCUGGAUUCAACAAAAAAGAGGCAGUGAGGAUGAUCAAAAUUGCUCUAUUAUGCACUAAUAAGUCCCCGGCUCUUAGGCCUACCAUGUCUGAAGUAGUUAAUAUGCUUGAGGGUCGUAUCAAAAUCAAGGAACCAAACAUGAAAGUAACUAUGUCUGAAGAGCAGCUUGUGAUUGGAGAAAUUGGAGAGAAGUUUAAAGAGAUGAAACCCCAUGAGUCUGUUCAAACAGUGAUUUCUAUUGAGGCAACAGCUUCCAGCUCAAACAGCCAGCCUGUAUCCCAAUAGUAAAAAAUUCUGAAGAAUGUUGACAUGUACUAGAGUAAGCAUUAGUAUCAAAGUCAAGUUCUUUAUACUACUAUAAAUGAGAUGUUUAUAUUUCAUUUUAAGGAUUUUGAAACAGUCUUUUUGAAAAAAAUUGUUUGAUACA